Brassica oleracea var. oleracea is the source of this 1803-nucleotide messenger RNA. RefSeq lists its product as uncharacterized. The coding region runs from base 1 to 1803 and encodes 600 amino acids. Lineage: Eukaryota; Viridiplantae; Streptophyta; Magnoliopsida; Brassicales; Brassicaceae. The transcript is spliced from 3 exons. The record is from RefSeq and is a predicted model, not a curated record.
AUGGUCAAGAAUGUUAUCAGAGAAUUUAGCAAGCAUAACUACUCGGGUAUUGAGAAGAAAACUGCGCAAGCCCACGAGAAGUUGAUUCAGGCUCAGGCAGUUAUGUUAUCUUCUCCUUCUACCACUAACGCCUCCAUAGAACUCUCUGCCCAGAAGGAAUGGGAAGAGCUGUCUUCUGUUGAAGCUGCUUUCUUCUACCAGAGGUCGCGUAUAAACUGGCUCUCCCUUGGUGAUGGAAACUCCACGCUGUUUCACAGAUAUGCUGCCUCGAGACAGGCUUUAAACCACAUCCAUUUCCUGUUCUCUGAGGCUUGUGAGCGCAUUGAUUCUCAGACCGGGAUCCAACAACUUUGCGUGGACUAUUUCUCUGAGUUACUGGAUAGCCCUAUCUCCCAGCCUAUGUUUAUUCAGAGCGAUCUAGACCUGCUGUUUGAUUUCAAAUGUUCAGAGGAGCAAGCUGCGGGUUGUGGCAAAGGCUUCUCUGCGGCUGAUAUAAAGGAAGCGUUCUUCUCCCUGCCGAAAAAUAAAACAGGGGGUCCUGAUGGUUAUUCCGCUGAGUUCUUCACGGCAAUGUGGUCUGUCAUUGGACCUGAAGUCACCGAAGCCAUCAUGGAAUUCUUCAGAUCAGGGAGGUUGCUCAAGCAAUGGAACUCUGCUAAUUUGGUGUUAAUUCCCAAGAAGCAAAACACAUCUCUUCCCACAGACUUUAGACCCAUCUCAUGCCUCAACACGGUUUAUAAAGUCAUCUCCAAGCUACUGGCUUUACGUCUUAAGGAGAUCCUACCCCUAAUGAUCUCCAAGGCACAAUCCGCUUUCCUCCAUGGUCGGCUUCUUGCAGAGAAUGUGCUCCUCGCUACUGACCUGGGCGCUGGCGAUUCCAGAAACAUACAUUGGGCUUAUCAAGGAGUGUCUAUCGACAGCAUCCUUCUCUGUCUCCGUCAAUGGCGUCUCGGGAAGCUUCUUUUAGAAUAUGAAUCAGGCUGCAUAGGCUACCACCCAAGAACGGAGGAGAUAAAACUCUCACACCUCAUGUUUGCGGAUGAUGUAAUGGUGUUCUUUGAUGGGUCUAGCAACAUCCUACAUGGAAUCUCUGAAUGCCUUGACGACUUUGCUUCGUGGUCGGGACUACAGAUGAACACCACAAAGACGGAUCUAUUUAUUUCGGGUCUGGACCAGAUUGAAACCGCUGCUAUUAGUAGCUAUGUUUUCCCAUCUGGUAAACUCCCUAUUAGAUACUUAGGCCUCCCUUUGAUGAGCAGGAAACUGAAGAUAUCUGAAUACGCCCCUCUAAUGACCAAACUAAAUAUGAGCUUUCAUGCAUGGUCCGCUAAGCUCUUAUCAUUCGCGGGAAGACUGCAAUUGCUCAAGAGAGUCACCUUUGGCACGAUCAACUUAUGGGCCUCAGCUUUUAUCUUGCCAAAAGGAUGCAUCACAACUAUCGAAUCUCUUUGCUCGCGCUUCCUGUGGUCUGGCAAUGUAAAGAGGAGAAGCAUAGCAAAGGUGGCUUGGACUAGUGUAUGUCUCCCUAAGGUGAAAGGGGGUCUCGGGCUAAGGAGCUUUACGGCAUGGAACCUGGUGCUGUGUUUAAAAUUUAUGUGGCUGCUACUGUCAAAAGCCCCCUCUCUAUGGGUAGAAUGGCACUGGAACAUCCACCUAAAUGGUCAAUCAUUUUGGAAAAUCAACGCCUCCUCAACAGACUCUUGGGCCUGGCGUAAGCUGUUGGAUUUGCGUCCACUGGCGCUUCAGUUCUGCAAGUCCAAACUAGGAAAUGGUCACUCAACAAGUUUAUGGUAUGAUGUCUGA